Molecule: messenger RNA, 396 nt
Organism: Oryza brachyantha (malo sina)
Lineage: Eukaryota; Viridiplantae; Streptophyta; Magnoliopsida; Poales; Poaceae
Exons: 1
Coding region: 1-396 (131 amino acids)
Source: RefSeq, a predicted model, not a curated record
AUGGGGUAUUAUCUUGCAGACGGUAUUUAUCCUUCAUGGGCAACAAUUGUGAAGAGCAUUCAGAUGCCGCAGGGGAAUAAGAGAAAAUAUUUUGCAAAAGCCCAAGAAGCCGAUAGGAAGGAUGUUGAACAAGCAUUUGGUGUUUUACAGUCUCGCUUUGCUAUUGUUCGUGGAUCGGCUCGUUUUUGGGAUACAAAAACUCUGGGUCAAAUCAUGAGAGCUUGUAUAAUAAUGAAUAACAUGAUUGUGGAGGAUGAGCGAGAUGAUGAUUUUGAUUUAGAUUAUGAUGAGAUGGGAGAACAGGUGAGAGCUUCACAUGAAAGAACGGAUGAUUUUGAUGAGUACAUUCGCAAGUACAGUGAAAUUAAAGACAAAACAACUCACUUUCAGCUUUAA